Molecule: messenger RNA, 1574 nt
Organism: Conger conger (European conger)
Lineage: Eukaryota; Metazoa; Chordata; Actinopteri; Anguilliformes; Congridae
Product: inhibin beta C chain
Exons: 2
Coding region: 52-1137 (361 amino acids)
Biological process (GO): SMAD protein signal transduction
Cellular component (GO): extracellular region
Molecular function (GO): cytokine activity; growth factor activity
Source: RefSeq, a predicted model, not a curated record
CACACGAGUGUCGACACGAGCGGCUCCUACAGCCCCUCCCGUAAACACAUAAUGAGGAGCUGCAGCGGUGCGAUGCGUCUCCUCCGUUGGGCUCUCCUGCUGUCCUGCUACCUGGGCAGAGCGGGGGCCCGGGCGCCCCUGAGCCGGGGCGAGAGCGGCCUGUGGGCGGAGGCGGUCAAGAAGGGAAUCCUGGAAUCUCUGGGGAUGGACGGACCGCCGGCGUUCCGCGUGGAGCCUCCCCAGGAGGAGCUGAGGAGGAUGCACCUCCUGUACCAGAGGGAGGUUCAGGAGCUGCGGAGGAACCGCAGCCAGACCGCGGAGACCCAGCGCUCUGUCACCAGAACCUCCACAGUGCGGUUACCAGCGCAGGUCCAGUACCUUGGAAACCAGCAGUUCCGGGCCAUCUUCCACAAGACACAUCGCCUCAGGAAGGAGAUUACUCUGGUUCACGCCAAGCUGAAACUUCACAGACAUUUUCUGGACAAACACCCGCCUGGCCGGCCUGUAUCUCGGCAAGAGUUCCAAGUCAAAAUACAUCAGUCGACCAACAUGACUUCCCAGGAGCCAUUGCAGAAAGAUGGCCCUGUUUUGACCAAAGUCUUAGAUUCGAACGGCUUGACGCUUGAUAUUCACCCCACUGUGGAAAACUGGAGAGCAAGUACGGAGGAUGGCCUAGUGCUGGAAGUAGAGCUCGGUACGGGAAGAGAGGGAGUGAUUUAUCCGGAGGGCGUUCCCGAGCUGGUUCUGGAAAUGGAAGUGGCCGAACGCCGAACGUCGGGAAAGCGGAGGAAACGCAGACGGGCGGCGGUCAGGGAGGACUGCGAGGGGGAGGACAGGUGCUGCCGAAAGUCCCGGAGCGUCUCCUUCAAGGACGUGGGCUGGUCCGACUGGGUGGUGGCGCCCGAGGGCUACACCAUGCACUUCUGCGACGGCGCGUGUCCCAGUAACUACCGGCCGGCCAGCAUGCACACGCAGGUGAAGUCCAGGCUGCACCGCCUGACGAAGGGAGCCACUCCGCGGCCCUGCUGCGUGCCGGCCUCCUACGAGCCCAUGGUGCUCCUGCACUACGACAGCCAGGGGGCGCUGACGCUCACCGCGUUCAACGACAUGAUCGUCAGCCGCUGCCACUGCGCCUGAGUCCCGCGCCGUCAGUCGGCCAGGACAAAAACGCGGCGCGCAACUCGCGGCAAAACAAGGGGGCCGUUUCCUUUACGCCGGAAAGGACUGAAAACACUUGGGUAACAUGGGUAUACAUUAUGAGUAGCCUUGAACCUGGACCCUGAGUGAAAUGACGCACGGGGGAAAAGCGGCUUGUGAACUUACUUUGUUGGCAAGGUAAUGCUCACGUCAUUGCGUACAGUGGUGCUGUACCUCAGAGUGCUUUCUUUAUGUGUGAAAGGGUAUUUUCCCAAGGCAGAUAACUAAACCUGAAUUUACUUUAUUUGAAUAAUAACUACAGCAGUGAAUAAGAAAGUAAACCCAAAAUUUGUAUUUUGCUUUAUUCUUUUAAAUACAGCAAACAUGAAAUGUAACUAUUAUUAUUUCAUAAGUUAUUGGAUAUUUAUUGAGAAGUG